AUGGCGUGGGACCAGCACGCCCGGCCCCCCUUUUGUCAGCUCGGAGGGUCGCCUUCCCUGCUGCUGUGUUAUUCCAGAACCGCCUGGAGUCAGCUGAUAGAGGCCACCACAGAACCUCCCAAAAAGAAGCCGGACCCGGUCACAUCGGAGACCGUCGUGAUCUGGGGUUUGCGUCUCUGGCAGGUGGUUGGAAUCUUUGCCAUAUUCGUCCUGAGCAUAAUCAUCACCCUGUGCUGUAUCUUCAAAUGUCGCAUCCCCAGGACCAAGAAGGAGAUUGAGGCCCGAUACGCCAAACGCCAGGCGGCCAAGACGUACGCUGACAAGCUGGAUGGGGUGCCACCACUCAACGAACUGACUGAGAUCCCAGGAGGCUCCACUGAAAGCCUCCAGACUCUCUCUGGUCAACUCGAACGACGCCCGCUGACCACUUUGCCGGCGGUGAAAGAGGAAGAGGAAGUAGCCCUGCAGGGCCACUAGGGGGCGUGCUCCACCUACUUUC
This is a messenger RNA of Elgaria multicarinata webbii, 499 nucleotides long. RefSeq names its product transmembrane inner ear (gene TMIE). Gene Ontology annotation, biological process: inner ear morphogenesis; sensory perception of sound. The transcript is spliced from 4 exons. The coding region runs from base 1 to 477 and encodes 158 amino acids. The record is from RefSeq and is a predicted model, not a curated record. Lineage: Eukaryota; Metazoa; Chordata; Lepidosauria; Squamata; Anguidae.